Molecule: messenger RNA, 1551 nt
Organism: Cheilinus undulatus (humphead wrasse)
Lineage: Eukaryota; Metazoa; Chordata; Actinopteri; Labriformes; Labridae
Gene: ndufaf6
Product: NADH:ubiquinone oxidoreductase complex assembly factor 6
Exons: 9
Coding region: 15-1010 (331 amino acids)
Biological process (GO): mitochondrial respiratory chain complex I assembly; biosynthetic process
Cellular component (GO): mitochondrion
Source: RefSeq, a predicted model, not a curated record
AGUUGAAGGGGAACAUGGCAGCAGGCAUCAGUGCUAAACAUGGAUUAUUGAGCAGUAAAACGGCACUUUAUCAUGCUUUGCACAGAAAUAUUCAACCUAACAAUGUUUGCGUCCAAAGAGCGGCGGAAAUACAAUGUGUUAGAGCGGCAACUAGCGCGACAACAGACUCACAGGCUAACGAGAAGUACUGUUUGGAGCUGGUCAGGUCCAGAGACUAUGACGGCUUUGUGUCUUCUCUCCUCCUCCCAGAGGAGGCACGGCGCUCCUCUUUGGCUCUGAGAGCUUUUAAUGUGGAGCUGGCACAGGUGAAAGACUCAGUUUCCCAGAAGACCAUUGGGUUGAUGCGAAUGCAGUUCUGGAAGACAGCCAUAGAGGAAAUCUACAGAGACGAUCCUCCGAACCAGCCUGUCAGUUCUGAGCUAUGGAGGGCAGUAAGGAAGCAUUACUUGACAAAGAGAUGGCUGCUGAGGAUCAUAACUGAGAGAGAGAAGGAUAUGGAGGACCGAGCAUACAGAAACCUCCAGGAGCUGGAGACGUAUUCAGAGAACACACAGUCAUCUUUGAUUUAUCUGCUGCUGGAGUGUUUAGGGGUGAAAAAUGUCCAUGCAGACCAUGCAGCGAGUCACAUCGGUAAAGCUCAGGGAAUCGUGACGUGCCUGAGAGCAACCCCUUAUCACAGCAGCAGACGGAAAGUCUAUCUACCUAUGGACAUCUGUAUACUGCACGGGGCUUCUCAAGAGGACUUCAUCCGAGGCAGCCGGGAGCAGAACAUCCGGGACGUUGUGUACGACAUUGCCAGUCAGGCUCAUGUACAUCUACAGCACGCCCGAUCAUUCAGCUCCAGCGUUCCAUCUGCUGCAACUCCGGCCUUUUUUCAGACGGUGGUGUUGGAAGACUACCUGCAGAGAGUGAGGAGGGCAGAUUUUGAUGUCUUUAACCCCAGUUUACAGAAGAGAAACCCGCUCCUCCCCUUCCAGCUUUACCUGCGGUCCUGGAAGAACACCUACUGACAUGGGCCGACUUCCAGGUCCUCCGUCUUUCUCGUCCUGCAGUGAGUCCAGAUCACGACUCAGAAACAAGAGACUAAAAACUCUCCUCCUUCCGCAGACCGCUCUGUCAUGACAGACUUGUUUAGAACCACUGUGCUGCCACUGAAGUCUGCGUCUUUUCCUGUAGUAUAAACCAACACCCACCAAUCACAUCUUCAGAAACAUGUUUCACCAAGUAUCUCAUCCUUUAUAUCAGUGUAACUCUUGGACCAGAUGUCUGCCAUUUUAAACAAGUGUUGUCUUAGAUUUGUGGUUGUUGCUGAUGUUUCUGUAAGUCACUGCAAAGUCAAGGUUGAUAUUUGUGGCACCCUGAAGAUGAAGUUUGAAACAGAAACAUCAGAAAAGUUUUACAACAAACAGACCAAGAAAAUCUUUUUCUUCUUAUAAAAAACAUCAAAACAUCGAUCAUGUUUUCCUUUGACUGCAGCCGCAUUCUGAAUCAGAAAUGGAAUUAUGCCAGUAUGGGAAUAUUUUCCAAAUAAAGAAGGGUUCUUGAAGGCCA